UUGUCUAUGUAAUUCGCACAUCGGAAAAAGAACAAGGACGUCAGGAAAAUUUUGGUUAUUUCAUCAUUCUUAGUAAUUAAUUUAACUUUGUUUAAUAAUGUCGGAUUGGGAUACUGUUACUAUACUUCGCAAGAAACCACCAAAGGCAUCAGCUCUUAAAACUGAACAAGCCGUUAAUGCUGCUCGUCGUCAAGGUUUGCCAGUGGACACCCAACAAAAAUAUGGUGCAGGAACUAAUAAACAACACGUUACAACUAAAAAUACCGCAAAACUCGAUAGAGAAACUGAAGAACUACGCCAUGAAAAGGUACCACUUGACUUAGGAAAACUGAUAAUGCAAGGCAGACAGUCUAAGGGUAUGAGUCAAAAAGAUUUGGCAACAAAAAUAUGUGAAAAGCCUCAGAUUGUAAAUGACUAUGAAGCUGGUCGUGGUAUUCCGAAUAAUGUUGUACUUGGUAAAAUUGAAAGAGCGAUUGGAUUAAAACUUCGUGGAAAAGAACGUGGCCAACCGCUACAGCCUCCUGGAGGAAAGAAAUAACGGAUUCCCUAGGAGGCGAAGACUAAACUCCGAUUUGUUUAUUGCAUAAUAUUUCUCUUAUUUUUGCCGUUGUGUUUAAUUUUAAUAAUGUACUUCAUCAUACUGUUGUAAUAUGAUGCAUUUAAUGAGACUUAACUUGGUUGGAGUCUGAAUUCUAGAACAUUCUUCAAUCUGAUGUUACCAUCGUGAAAAAGUUACUAAACAAAAUAAUAAAUAUGCAGCGAUUGGGAAAUGUGGAUGUGAUAUGCAAUAAUAAACAUAGUUUUAUUUAUGA
This is a messenger RNA of Bicyclus anynana (squinting bush brown), 812 nucleotides long. RefSeq names its product endothelial differentiation-related factor 1 homolog (gene mbf1). The record is from RefSeq and is a predicted model, not a curated record. The transcript has a single exon. Gene Ontology annotation, molecular function: DNA binding. Gene Ontology annotation, cellular component: nucleus. Bases 98 to 538 code for a protein of 146 amino acids. Lineage: Eukaryota; Metazoa; Arthropoda; Insecta; Lepidoptera; Nymphalidae.